UACAUAUUUUAAUAUUUUAUAUGUAAAAUGUAUUUUGAUCUAUAACUAAAUUCAAUCAUUUAUGAUUUCCAAUUUUAACAGUUUAAUUGUCCAUUAUCUACCUUCCAUUAUUCAAAAUAAGUGACUAAAUGGGUAAUUAAGAGGUUUGUCCUCCCCGCAAUUUCUGCCAACAAUAGUGAAUAUUAUAUUUGAUCACGAAUAAAUUCAGUACAGUAAUUUUUGGAUAUGAUUAAGUAAUUUAAUUGUAAUCUAUGUCUCUAUUAAAACAUUCAAUAUUUAUUAAGUUUUCUUAAAAAGAAGGGAGAAGUCUUGAGUUGGUGAACACACUAAAUUUUCCCGAACUGGGAGAACAUAUUUACAUAUCAAUCAUAUAUAUACAUUGUACAUUAGUGUAUUAAUUAUACUAACCAUAAGUACUUUAUAUCACGGCUUAGAGAACAAUAUUUCAGAGGGCGAGACGUUGCGUUUUUCCAUUUUCCCUGAAUAGAACAGUCAAUUGCUGUUUAUAAAUAACGACUUUUUCAACGUUUUUUUAAUUCGCUAAAACAAAAAAAAAGUACGGCCUGCUCUCCGGAAAAUUGUUCUCUAUUAAUUUCAUGAUAGAUGCUUUUAGUUUUUUAUUCCUAUAUCUUGUGUAUGUAAGACAGAAACAACGAAUGCAUGUUUAACGUCAUCUUAUGUAUCUUAAGUAUCCUAACCUAACCUGAACAGAACUACGUGGACAGCUGAUCCCUAGUAGUGAUGCUAAAAUGUUAUGAACAUUGAUAACUCUUAUCUUUGUUAUUGUUACAAAAAAAAUAGCAAUUAGAACUAACCUCAGUCCACACUACUAACUGUGUAGUCAAAUAAUGGUAAUGUCAUCGUUUGUUCUUCUGUUGUGUGUUUUCAGCUCAAAAUAAUAAAUUAUUAUUCAUUUAUUGUAACUUGUAAAUUUAAAAAAUGGUGGUAAGUUUUUGAUUAAUUUCAUUAUUCAAUCCUGAUUAUACAAGAAAAACUUUCUUUAAAAAUUUAAAUAUGUUUGGUUUUAAAUUCUGUUCAAUACUAGUUACCUAAUUAUUAUGUGGUAGAACAGUAUAUUGAUUAAAUAUCUACAGUAAAAUACUAAAGUUUAGCUUUAACAGUAAUAGUUUAGGCAAUUUGAUUUGUUGGAAAAUUAUUGAUAACUAUCCAAUUUAUAUAAACUUUAUUAAUUAUUACAAUUUGUGAAACUAUGAUUGUUAUACUGAACUGAAGGUUUUAGGAAAGUUAUAAAUGUAGUAUGAAUUUAAAAAAAUAAAUUUUAUGUUGGGUAUAUAUGAUGAUCAUUUUACGUAGUGUAUACAAUUUUUGUCCAUUGUAUGAACCAAAAGAAGUCUAACAUAUUUUAACUGAAGUUCAUUUGUUAGUUUAAUAAUAUUAUAAUAAUAUUUCAUUAAUAUUAAUAAUAUUAUAAUAAUAUUUCAUUAAUUUAUAUAACUGUGAACAGAGCUAGAUAUCAUACAAUUUAAUGAGUGCUUUUAUUUUCUCAGAAAACCCUUAAAAAUGUAUGUGUGCCCCAGUAUUAAUCUUAUAUCAAUUGUUUACUUAUAUAUAUUUAUUUUAAAAUUAAUCAACAAUACUUUAUCGUUGGAAAUAUUAGGAAUUUUAAUUUGUUUUCUGACUAUAUAACAAACAAUAAAUAUGGAUAAAAAAAUUAAUUAAAUUUUAAAUUCUGAGUAUAGCGAUAAAUAUAAUUAAAGAUAAUUAUAAAAUAAAAUAUACUCUUAAGUUAAGCUAGAACCUUUACAUGGCUUUAAAGUAAUUUUUGAGAUAAAUUUAUUGUAUGAAUCAAAGUAAUUAAAAAUAUUAUCGCACUGGCCCAUUUUUGUGUUUCAUUCCAAAAUAUAGCACCCAGAUUUUGCAUUGAGUGCGGAACUGGCAUAUGAGCUAUGUGAGACGAAUUUUAGAUUUCUAUUGAUAAGAUAAUAUUAAUAAUACUCGAUAAUAUACAUUAUUGCUAUAUUAUUUGGAAUGAAUAUUGUAUAUUGUAUAGUAUAGACUAUGAAUUGUGAACAAUAUGUAAAAAGUUAAGUUCGUAAAUUUAAAUGGUUUUAGAGUUAUUGUAUUAAAUAACCAGUUUAUAACAAUUAAAGUAGUGGUGUGAAUUUAUUUUAGGCCUUUAUUAGCCAUUGUUCAUAUGACCAUAACUAAUGUUGAAUUUAGGUACACUCCAAGGGUAGAAAAUGCCCCCUCUAGAAUUUCUUCAUUCACCCCCCCUCCAUGACAAAUACAAUAACAAUAUGAAAAAAAUGUAUUUAUUAAAUGUACAGUGCUUAUCUACUUGUUACUAUUUCCAUUUUACAUCAAAAGAACCAAUCAAUAAAUUGUUUUUGGUAGAUUACAAUUUUUUGUGUUCCAGCUAAGUAUUCAUAUGACGUCACUGACACAAACACUCGCACUGUACUGGGUGUUGCACUGUAAGGGUAGGUGAAAAACGCUAUAAGUCUCCAGAUGCUGAAAUUAAUUUUAUCGCAAUGUAAUUUAUCCAUACCCAUUGCACGUGAAAUUUGUUAAUUUGAUGCAUUUUUUUUAAAUGUUUUAUCAUUAAGUGAAAAGUUUAUGUAUCCAGAUAAUGAAAAUUUGACUGUACGGGUACUUUUCAUGAGCAGGUUAAAUUAAAUGGAUAAUUGUAUUAUAAAUAUAUUAUUAGGAACUGGAAGACGAUGUACAAAUGGUAUCUUCUGAAUUAGAUAGAACAUUCAUUUUUGAAGAUGAAGGACAUACAUUGGGAUCGUUACUAACAUACGUUUUAGAAAGUUUUCCAGAAACAAAUUUCUGUGCUUAUUCCGUAAGGCAUCCAUCGGAAAAUAAAAUUUACUUUAGAUUAAAAGUAAAGGAAGGCAAUAUUGUAGAAGAAGUAUUCAAACGUGGCAUUCAAGAGCUUAAUAAAGUGUUGAAUCAUGUUAAAAAAACAUUUAAUGUAUGUAGAAUUUUCAAUUAUUGCAUAAUAAUUAGUCUAUUUAAUGAAUUCAAUUUUUUUUGUUAUAGAAAGCGAUUACUAACUAUGAAGGAACUAAGUAAAGACGCAUAAAAAUUAAAAUGUAUAUUAAAAUUAAAAUCGUAGUGAAUAAAAAGUUGUUUUAUACUUUUAAAAAAAUUGUAUUUAUUAUAAAACUUUAUAUCGAGCUUUAUUAACCAUAUGAUGUGCAGAAGUCUGCAUUUUCAAUAAUUCUUCUUUUAUAAGACGAGUAAUUUCUAUUUUUGCUUUAGAAACUGCCAAUUCAUCAGUACUUUCAAUGGCUAAAAACAGUUUACGUUCUCCUUCAGGAGGAUUUUUAGGUGGCGGGUAAUAAGUACCUCUUACUGUGAUACCUGCCUCUGAAUAUUCUGAUAUUUGAGCUAACGCCUCCUAAAAUUUAUAAUUAAAAUAUAAAAAAUAUAUGAAUAAAUUAAAUGAAAUAUUUUUACUAACCUUAGAUGUAACUCUCCACCUAGCCUGCUGAGGAAAAUCAUUAAUUUCUAAUUCUUCUUCAUAUUUUCUAAAUAUUUCUUCCAUUCCAGCUUCAGGACCAUCACCACAUUCACUUUCACCAUCAUCAUCUUUUGGUUGAUAAUUCAAUCGUGUAUUUAAUUUGGCUGCUAAUUGUUCAGCAACAGUCUUAGCAGUAAUAACAGGUUGAGAACUGGCAAGUCCUCCUUUUAAUAUGGCUUCUGCAGUUUGCUGUGAAGCACCUUUAGCAUCUGGACCAAGGUUUUUAGCUAUAUGGAUACGUGAAGCCAAGCGUUUGGCUAAUUCUAGACGCUCUGAUGCUUGAGGAGCUCCAUUAACUUCCACUAAAAAAAUAUAAUAUACAUAUAUUAAACAGUAU
Messenger RNA from Cinara cedri, 3827 nucleotides. The record is from the annotation of a GenBank genome assembly. Lineage: Eukaryota; Metazoa; Arthropoda; Insecta; Hemiptera; Aphididae.